This is a messenger RNA of Syngnathus acus (greater pipefish), 1557 nucleotides long. RefSeq names its product zona pellucida sperm-binding protein 4-like. Gene Ontology annotation, molecular function: structural constituent of egg coat; acrosin binding. The record is from RefSeq and is a predicted model, not a curated record. Bases 144 to 1538 code for a protein of 464 amino acids. NCBI's taxonomy places the organism in Eukaryota, Metazoa, Chordata, Actinopteri, Syngnathiformes, Syngnathidae. The transcript has 12 exons. Gene Ontology annotation, cellular component: egg coat. Gene Ontology annotation, biological process: prevention of polyspermy; binding of sperm to zona pellucida.
GUCUUGCCUUGCCCAGAGUCAGCUGCUCUCAGAGGGGAAUAAAAGCUGUAUUUGGCUCGCAGGUCAUCGAUAAUAUUCGCGUAAAAGACAAGACGGGGGCAACAUUCACAGUGCCCAAGUCUGAAAGCUUGUGUGGGGUCAAAAUGGCCAGGCACAACAACCAGAGCCUCAUUUUCAUCAGCACAUACGACAGCUGCUAUGCUCAACUGAAGGACAACAAAAUGGUCAUCCCACUGCAAGUGCAGCUGAGAGGAGAUGAUCGACUGUUCAAUGUCAACAUCAGCUGCCCUCUGACAAGGAGACCCAAGGGGAGUCCCCCACUCCCACCAAAAAAAUUCCAUGGAGAGUGUGCGAUCCACAAAGACCUCCAAGUGAAAUGUGGACAACAAAGAGUGUCUCCGGCUUCCUGCGCCAAUUAUGGAUGCUGCUACAAUUCUACAGAUGCAACGUGCUACUAUAGACUCAAUUCCUGUUCUCUGGAUGGACAUUUUGUGUUUGCUGUGGAAGCCACCGCGAUGGACCUGCCCAUGCGCCCAAGAAGACUCCGAGUCAAGAAUCAGCCACAAUGCAUCCCAGUGAUCGCCACCCCACACGUUUCCAUCUUUAAGAUUCACGUCAUGGAUUGUGGGGUUAAAGCAAAGGUCAACGGAGAUGUUGUCGUCUAUGAGUUGGAGGUGGAGGAGCUGCCCGAGCCUAGGAGGACAAACCAAUCAUCAUUCAAUCUCCAAGUUGACUGUGAAUAUGAAGCAUCGGCGGCAAAGCGUGCAGUGUAUCUGCAUUCCUUCAACAAGGUGACCAACCCGCCACCUGUGGUUGGUCUGGGAACCAUCAACGUGCAGAUGAGAAUUGCCACAGAUGCAUCCUUCACAUGUUUCAUUCCCGAGGACCAGCUUCCACUGACGUUGCCACUGCGUGAAACCAUCUCCGUGGAAAUCUCUAUUGCGCAACCGACGCCAGACAGCACACUGUCCCUGCAUGUAAGGGAUUGCUUCGCCUACCCGGCAUCUCGACACUCUGUGUGGACGCUUCUUUAUGAUGGAUGUCCUAACCACCUGGAUGACUCCAGAGGUUCAGUCCCUGUGGACAACCAGGGUAAAACGCAUUCUCGUUCCCAAGUCCGAAGAUUUGACGUCAAGACUUUUGCCUUCUUUAAAAAAGGCCAGCUGAGUGUUGAAGAAAUAUACUUCUAUUGUUGGGUGGAAAUUUGCACACAGGAUGUGGACUGUACACAACGCUGUGCCAUCAUUUCAUCUGAAGGUGAGAGACUCAGAAGAGAGGCUUCAUCUGAAAUGCAUCCCACCCAGCUGGUCUCUUUGGGCCCUUUGCUACUGCGUCAGAAUAGCACGAAAAUUAAGAGUGGUCCGUGUGUUCAGCAGAACAGUGUGUAUACUGACACGGUAUUUGUUCUUGCUGGCAUGGGGGCGAUGACAACGCUGCUGCUGGCGGUGGUGGUGAUAUCGUGUCUAAGCAACAGGAAGUGUCCCAAACAAAGGGCAACACAAGUUUCUGAUGCUCAGGUUGAAGAUGUGAUCUCAUAAUAAAUAUUUCACGUAGCCC